CUUCACAGGGUUUAGAUACCUACUAUAUCUUAUAAAAGCAAAUAAUAUUGUACAUAAUUUCCAUGUGACCUUCGACCUCUGCGACAUUAAACCUUUUAUGAUGGAUUUUACAAAAACCAAGAAACUCCUUCUGACUGCAAUAUGCAUGCUGUUAGUUAAUCACGUUCCGAAAAUAUCCGCCCAGGAAGUAGAUGUUGUGACAGGAGUAGAAGAAUCACCGCUCCCGCCUCCAACUGAAGUCUCACAAGCAUUGUAUCCGUUUGGUCGAACCCUCACUCAGGAUACUGCUAUUGUUAUGUGGAUAGGACCAGAAGAAGCUACCGCCUAUGAUGUCGUUAUCUUGAAAGCUGAGAACAAAGAACUCAUUCUUCACGAAGAAAUUGAUAACGUCCACGACGAACGAGUAAAGUUUGAGGAUUUGGAUCCGUCAACACAUUACGAAGUCAUUGUUCGAUCGGUGAGAGUCAUUUUAAACGGAACCACUGAUAGAAGCGUAGAAAGCAAACCAUAUCGAUUCAGAACACUUGAUCCAUGCAAAGGCGGAAUGAUCCACACCCCUUGCAACGCACACUGUAUUGCAUCAUGUGAAAAGCAAAAGCCAAUCUGCGAUAGAAGAUGUGUAUCUGGGUGUGCUUGCCCAAGAGAAAAUCCGUUUCUGCAUAACGGGAAAUGCAUAACAAAGAAAGAUUGUAAUACUGCUGGAGCUCCGGUAACCGAAGUCCUGUCGCGGCCGGAAGAUCUAAAGGUUCACAGAAUGAAGGAUUCCAACGACGUACUGUUUACUUGGUCUGCUGUAGAAGGCGCCGAUUUCUACACAGUUACUGUAACACUUCGAAAUGGGGAAGUUGUGAAGAAAAUAGACAAUAUAAAGAUUCCAUUUGUUAUUAUACCUGGACUCAAACCGAAAACACCAUACAGAUUCAAAGUUGUGGCGAAAUAUAUCAAGUUUUCUGGGGCAAGGACGAUUGGGAUCGGGCCUAUGCCCACACCUAAUCCUCCUACGAUAACACAAGUCUCCGAGAAUAGCUUCUACGUCUCUUGGUUGGAAUUCCCUAUGGCUAAGUCCUACAAAGUCGUCUUAUACGAUCCUGAAAACGAUGGCGAAAUGAUACGAGUGUUCAAAGAUAUGACAGAAACUUUCGUAACGAUACAAGGACUGUCGUCAGGGACAACAUACGAUGUCUCUAUUAUUGCUGUGACCUUGAUAGGAACCGAACCCGAGUCUCCCAAAUCAACGGUGAAAACUAUGGGAGAAAAAACAUCAGAAGAAGAAAUAAACGAACUAGACUACGAGAUCAUACCGAUCGUAACCACCACGGUUGCUACGACAACAACCAAACCACUUAUUCCAUCAUGUGAGGAAAGAAGAUCAGCACUCGAAGCCUUUUACGAAACCCAUCAAGGAGAAAAAGAACCAAUGCCUGAUUGUGCCAAAGACGGAAAAUACAAGGCUAUGCAAUGCCCCAAACGAUGUUAUUGUGUCGACAGGACCACCGGAACCAAAUUUCCGGGGACUGACUUUGAUGAUGAGAAGGCAGCGCAUGCACUGGAUUGUCAUAAAUAUGGUCGAUGGGACAUCGAACUGAAUGAUGUGACAGCCUCAGCCGUGGAUACAAAAACUAUAAGGGUGAAAUGGCAGAAGAAUCAACAAGCGAAGUUCUAUAUUGUCAAAGUCUACGAAGGAUUCAGCAGUGCUCUUGUUAAAUUUGUGACUGGUAUUACAAGAGCAACCACCCCGAUUGAUGGUCUUAAACGAGGACAAUCGUACGUUGUAACAGUAAUCGCCGUGAAUGCCGAAGGCGUAUCAUCUACAGAUAAAGUGAGAGGUGAAUUUGUAGUAAUGCCGUAUCUGGACCCACCGAAGAUUGUCAAACUGUCACAGCUCAAUGAUAGCAAAAUGAAGGCGACAUGGGAAAAGAACGGAGAAGCAUUGCAUUACAGAGUUGAAAUUUUUGGAAACGGAGAUAAAAAACCUCUCCUGACGUACGAAAACGUCACAGAAGACAAUGUUAUAUUUGACAUAGUAGGGCGCGAUACAUACAGAGUACGAGUGACGUCAACAGGGGUCACGACCAUACCCGGAAGCGGAAGAGAAAUUGCUGUUUCCAGUAAUCAUGCAGAAACAAUGCGAAGGCCAAGCUGUAUAGCAUCUCCUAUUGACAUUAUAUAUGUCCUAGAUGGAACAUCAAAAGUUAAUUCCCAAGAUUUCCUACAAAUGAAGGAAUUUUUCGUUGAAUUAACGAAAAGUUUGGGACCAAUAGGUACAGAUAUGAGCGACACGGAAGGAACACGAGUUGCAGUCGUGAGAACAGCCGAAUCAUCGCGGGCUAUAUUCAGAUAUCACAAGUUCAACACUAUGACCAACCUAAUUGGAGCAAUAAGAUUCGUAAGACAAACUCGAUCGGGAAGACUAAAUGUUGGUAAAAUGCUUGAAUACAUUCAUCAAUGGUUCUUCGAAUCAGUGAACAACGAUGACCAGCGUAAAGACGUGAAUACUGCUGUUGUCACCUUCAUGGGAGGUGCAUCGGACGAGAAAAACUUUGCAAAAAUUGGAGCUGAACUACGUGGAAAAACUAAUGUCAUCAGCGUGGGAAUCGAAAAUCGAAUUGGAGAUUAUGAUAUGACAAUGGCGUCGCCUAAGAACAUGAGAGUAAAGAUACCGACGUACAACGACAUUGACGAAGCCGUUGACAGAGUUAUGGAGAUUCUUUGCAACCUAAAAUAAACUUUAAUCCUCUCACAUGAUUUUUGAACCAUGUUCCAGUAAAAAAUAAAUGACAAAAGGCACCACGCCGCUCUUUGAUAUUAUUUUGCUAUAAAUACAAUGCUACAUUCGAAACAAAACUAGAUCGUUUCGUGACUAUUUUGUUUGUAUGUUUGUUUAUUUUAAUUUUAUUUUCAACCUUCAAGUUGUACAUGAAUGUACAACUUUGGUCCACGGCUCAAAUACGGCCUUCAAAAUUAUUGGACGGCUCAUAGAGUCAUUUUAGUGGUUUUCUAUCAUGCAUAUUAUGGAAUAAUGUAAUAAAUAUUUUAUGGAUAUAUAUCGAAGAUAUUUGCCCAUUAAUAAAUGUUGUCCGUAUAUAA
Molecule: messenger RNA, 3087 nt
Organism: Styela clava
Lineage: Eukaryota; Metazoa; Chordata; Ascidiacea; Stolidobranchia; Styelidae
Product: collagen alpha-1(XIV) chain-like
Molecular function (GO): protein binding
Source: RefSeq, a predicted model, not a curated record